Messenger RNA from Amphimedon queenslandica, 1045 nucleotides. Its product is annotated as short-chain collagen C4-like. Lineage: Eukaryota; Metazoa; Porifera; Demospongiae; Haplosclerida; Niphatidae. The coding region runs from base 23 to 889 and encodes 288 amino acids. The record is from RefSeq and is a predicted model, not a curated record. The transcript has 5 exons.
CAGGUAUUAGUUGAAUCUCACUAUGAAGAACAUCUUGUUGCUUGCUUUUCUUGUAUUGCUGGUGGAAAGUAUUAAUUGUCGCAUCGCAACCGAUGAGUCGACUGAUAUAAUCCCUGAUAAUGGUAACACUGAAGAAAUAAGUGAUGGCAAACAGUUUGAUGGAGAAACACAAAUUAACAAUGACAAUGAUUUUAAAGGUGAUGAAACUGAUACUGAGCCUACAAAGCAAGAUGUUGGUCUGAAAGCAGAAGCAACUCAGGCUGAUGGAGACAAAGAAGUUGCAGAGCAAUCCAUUCAGCUAAAAAUAGGGCAAGGAAAGAAGUUUACCAUCACUCUCUCUCCUGACAGUGGGAGUGGUGUGGUGUACACUCGUUGGGGAAGGACACAUUGUCGUAGUGGAGCAGAGCUAGUCUAUGCUGGAUACACUGGAGGCAGUGGAUUUAAUCAGCAUGGAGGAGGAGCAAACCUCUUGUGUAUGCCAACCAGUGGUGUGGGACAUCUCAGCCAUCAAAACCCUGGACACUAUUCAUUCAUGUAUGGAACAGAGUAUGAAUCACAUAACAGGAUCUGGAGAAACCACGACUGGAACGUCCCUUGUGCUGUGUGUUAUGUUCCUGACAAAUCCACUAAAAUGCAGUUGCCUGGUAGGAUCACCUGUCCAGACUCAUGGACCCAGGAAUAUAGAGGUUACUUGAUGGCAGAUCACAGAGGCCAUCCUCAUAAUAGAGUCUUUGAAUGCAUUGAUGAAGCUGGAGAGAAGAUUCAUGGCAGCAAUCGCAACACUAAUGGUGCACUGCUAUACUUUGUGACACCAGUUUGCAACAGGGGAAUGCCCUGUGGUCCUUACAAUGCCAAUAUUGCUAUAACCUGCUCAGUUUGUACUCGCUAAAAGAAGAAGCAUCAUCAUCUUCAACUGAUUUUUGGAUACGGAACAUUAAUUAUCAUCAUAAACUUUAGACCUGUAGAUAUAAUAGUUUUAGUGUCAGAGAUUAUUUUGUAGCUGUUUCUUUUUAUAGUUGUUUUUUUCAAAGUUUAUAGAAAAAUA